UUGGUGGUUCAACACAUUUGCUGACGGCACAUCUGUGACGCCACACUCCAUCCGGGUCCUCCGCGCCUGGGCCAUGACGUCACGGGGUCCAGGAAUGGCGGCGCUGUCUGCAGAGAGAAGCAGCCCAAAGAGCCAGAAACUUUAUUCCUAACAUCGUUCAGCGGCUACACGAGCUCCACCGCUCCACCAACGGCCAUAUCCUCCUCUUAAAGAGCCAGCGCGACGGCGGAACCCAGUCUCGACGCUGUUAGCGCUGAAUUCCGACGUCCCAGGCUCUAUUAGUUUGCUUGACUUUGCGAGGGCCAAAAGACAAGAGCAAAGACAGCGACUAACGGUACAUAAAACAACAACAAGCGCCCCGAAACACGCUCUUUCGGGUCCGUUCAUUUCAUAGAAGGAUCUUACUUGUGCUUUGCUAGUUUCUUGUCUUGCUCAUACACCGAAAGGCACGACACUGGCCUGAUAAGGUGAAGCCACCAGCUGCGGGUUUGAUGCCACGAUGGAGAGUUUAACACUGAGCGAUGUCGAGCAGAAAUAUUACUCUGAACUCUUCCUCUCCUGUGAUGUGGAUAAUACCAAGAAAGUGGCUUCCAAUGGCAAAGUUCUAGACCUCUUCCGGGCGGCCCAGCUCUCAAACGAAGUGGUCCAUCAGAUUACUGAACUUUGCGGGGCCACGCGCCUCGGUCAUUUCGGUCGGAGUCAGUUCUACAUUGCACUGAAGCUUAUUGCACUGGCCCAGUCUGGACUGCCCCUGCGUGUGGAGAGCCUGAACAGUGUCAGGGAUCUGCCCCUCCCUCGCUUUGUGAUGAGCAAGAACGAGCAGGAGACGAGGCACGCAGUCAUGUUCGCAGACACAGAGAACCAGGGACCCUACCUCCCCAGACCUCCAGGCCGAGUGCAAGCCAAAAAAGUGUCAGCGCAUGAGAUGAUUCAGCCCUGUGUGCCCACUGUAGAUCCACAGCCGGACACCACAUCUCCUGUAGUGUCACCGCACCAGUCCCCUCCCACUUCACCCCACGCCUGGAGGAAGCACAAACGCCAGGCAAGCGGUGGAAACGUGGACAGACAGUCCUCAGUGCCAGGAGUUGUUUGGCCACCUUUUAGAGAAGCACAGCCAGGACCAGUUACAGGUGAUGGGAUGUGGUCUGCCCAUUCACCCCCUCCUGUCCAGGAAAGUUGGGUCAGUUUCACAGACACGCCCCCCUCCAGCACACUUCCAAUGCAUCCCCCCUCAGCUCAGCCGGAGAGCGCAACAGUUCGAACUGUGCCAUCUGCAAUGACCACAAAUGAAAUCCAAAGACAGUCCAUCGGUUAUGAUGACCCCUGGAAAAUCACAGAUGAGCAAAGACAGUAUUACAUAAACCAGUUUAAGACCAUUCAGGCUGAUCUCACUGGUUUCAUCCCUGGCUCAGCCGCGAAGGAAUUCUUUACAAAGUCGAAACUGCCUAUUCUAGAACUGUCUCACAUUUGGGAGCUAUCAGAUUUUGAUAAAGAUGGUGCACUGACCCUGGAUGAGUUCUGUGCUGCGUUUCAUCUUGUGGUCGCUAGGAAAAAUGGUUAUGACCUUCCUGAAAAGCUCCCCGAGAGCCUAAUGCCAAAGCUUAUUGACUUGGAUGACUCAGCAGGAGUUCCAGAACCUGCUCCUGAGGUGGGCUUUUCUGCUUCCCCUGUGGAGGUCACUCCAAAUAAGUCUCCUUCCAUGCCUUCCCUGAACCAGAACUGGCCUGAGCUCAAUCAAAGCAAUGAGCAGUGGGAGACUUUUAGCGAACGCUCCUCAAGCUCACAAACUCUGACCCAAUUUGAUUCUAACAUUGCACCAGCUGACCCUGAUACAGCAAUAGUCCACCCUGUGCCCAUUCGUAUGACACCCAGCAAGAUCCACAUGCAAGAGAUGGAGCUCAAGAGAACUGGAAGUGAUCACACGAAUCCAGCAAGUCCGUUAAUGGCGAACCCACCAGAACUUUCUGAUGAGACCAAGUUAGCAGCAACUAUUAAGUUUCCUGGUACCACUGUUGGAGAUGGCUAUAGCAGCUCGGAUUCAUUUACAUCUGAUCAAGAGCCCAUUUCCAGCGCUGUGAACAGACAAAGGUCUCACUCUGGCACCUCUCCGGAAGGACUGAAGGUUGUGGCUCCGCCCCCACCUCCUCCCCGCCCCCACGCCUCUCACUCACGGUCCUCCUCUCUAGACAUGAACAGAAACUUUGCUGCUGUCCCUGCAGGUCCGCAGCAGCCGGGUGUAGUUGCCUUUCCCCCAGCAGUGCCUCCCAGACCACUGCCCACACAGACAUCAGUGCCACAUGGUCACCGUUCGGUAGAGGGAGAUGGUCCUCCAGCACAUACCAGCACGUCACCCCAGCAGAUGCCAGAACAGCCCAACUUUGCUGACUUCAGCCAGUUCCAGGCUUUUGCUGUCGACCAGCCGGCAGAUGAUGGAGAGAAACCAUCUGACAGUGGACAGGCAGAAAGAUGUGCAGAAACUACCGGGACAAUGAGAACAGCGAAGAACGACGUUCAGGCAGAGGAACGAAAUGCAACCACUGUCAACUCUGCCAAAGUAUCCACUCCAUUGGCCCCACCCCCUAAACCUGUUCGUCGAAGAUUGAAAUCAGAAGAUGAGCUCAGACCAGAUGUGGAGGACCUCCCGCAAAAGUCUAACGUCAUAGCCACUGUUCUAGCAACCCAGCCCUCAAUUCCACGGUCUAUCGGUAAAGAUAAGAAGGCCAUCCAGGCUUCCAUUAGAAGAAACAAAGAAACGAAUACGGUUUUAGCCAGACUCAACAGUGAAUUACAGCAGCAGUUGAAGGACCUGCUAGAAGAAAGAAUAUCGCUUGAAGUGCAACUGGAACAGCUUAGACCUUUUUCGCAUUUGUAAAAACAGUGUGUGUGUGUUCGCUUAAGAUUGAAUGUUUGUGUGUACGAAAGAGUGAUUACCCCAGUUUUUUUUUUUUUUUUUUUGGGUUUUUUUGAGUGGUCUGUUGGAUCCUCUGGCAGGAUGUCCAUUUCACCCGUCUCCACUCCUCUGCUGACUAUGUGAGAAGAGACACAAUCGCUGCUUCCUCCAGACUGUUCUGUCUCACACAGCCAUUCAGAGGGAUGGGGUCCAGGAACAUUAUCCGUUAUGGAACUUUGAUGAAACCGAAAGUCUGAGUGGUUGUAUGUGUAAUACCCCGGACAUUGCAGGUUAUGUUUAGCGUGUGAGGCAAGAGCCUGACGUCAUGGCCGGCAGGAGGCUGUAAUUCUGGUAAACAUGAAGGAGUGUCUUCCCCUCCUGUUCUCCAGAGUCCCGAGGCAGCUUGUCAUGUUCUUCCAUGUUAGAGGCACCCGUGUGUGCUCAGACAAUCAUGUUAGGCCAUGCACUGGUCGUACAGAGGGGAGAACUGAUUUUUGGGAGAUCAUACUAUUUCAGAAGUAUGCUUUAGAAAACUGAUUCUGACAGGCACUUGUUAAAGGGACAGUUCACUCAACAAUUGAAAUUCUUUAGUUUUUUUUAUUCAACCUCAUGUCGUUAUAAACCCGUAUGACUUCUUUUUUUUUUUUUUUAAGAAUAUUGGUGGCUGAUCAUUUUCAAAUAAUGACAGUAAACAAGGACUGAGGAUUUCAAGCUCCAGUAAUACAAAAGAUACUCCAAAAAAGUCUGCUAUAUUGAAAUGAUUUCAUAUGAUUGGUGUUUGCAAGGAACAGACACUGAUUUUUUUUUUUUGUGUAGUGUUUUUCUGCUGCGACUGAAUCAUUGAGUUGAACUUGAGUACUGGAUCAGUCAAAUUUGUGAAUGAUUCUUUCAUUUUUUUUUUUCUUUUUCUGGAUAAUCUCGAUCGUUGAAAAGUUUAAAACAAAUCAAAUUAAUCUUAUGUUUACAGCUCAGACAGUCACUUCUCUUACAGAAACAUGGCAGAGAGAAUUACGAAUAACAAUUAAAAUUUCAAUCUGUUCCUCAUGCGAAAGCUAUUUUAUGGCUUUAAUAAUUAGAAAUAUAAUGCAAAUGUUUUAUGGGAUACUUUAACACUGCUUUUGUUUGUAAGCCCUCUCAUUAUAUCAAAAAGAGUGACCAGGAUAUUCUCCAAAAAUUCACUUUUUGUGUCACAUAAAAGAAAGAAAAUCUUAUGGGUUUUGAGCAAAUGACAGAAUUGUUAUUUUUGGAUGAACUGUCCCUUUAAUAUUUCUUCCUCGCCAUACCGGUGGACGGCACAUCUGUGCGUGUUUGUUUCAUGUGUGUGAGAGAGUUUGAGGACAACAUUUACAAAUGUGUGGCAUCAAAAACUGCUUUCUUUUCUUUUAACACACUCUGUUGUGUUAUUACAAAACGACCCGUUCAACCUUGUACAGUCUUUCACCCAGUGAUGGCAGGUGUCCCUCUCUCAGUCUCAAAUGUUGGCUGUACCUCAUACGGUACAUGUUCUGAUUCAGUUCAUCAUAAACUCUUGGGACAUCAUCAGUACGUAAACCUGAGACCUAAAACAAUGACUGCACUUUCUCCCCUUCGGCUUUCAUUUGUCUUUUCUCAUCCCUAUUUUUGCAUGUCGUUCACAAUCUCAUUUUGUAUAAAAGGCUCUUAACAAUGAACCACUCAAUUUGUAUCUGUAACGUCUGAACUAAUGUGACGUUUGUGUUGUUACAUAGACUUGCACCAUGUCUUUCAUUUGUCGGUUUGUUUUGACUGAUGUCUGUGUUUUUCUUUUACUCAUCCUUAAAGCCUUACUUCCUGGUGUGCAGGUUUUCACAGUAAUGUAUCCCCCCCAUGUUAAAUCAAGGUGAGCCUUUUCUCCCUGCUGUUCAGGCUGAUUUACUGUAUCAGGGGUAUGUUGUAUAUUGUAUGAUACACACCUUUUGAUCUCAUAUGUAAAUUUGCAUUAAUUGCUGACUAACAGCAAAUAUUCUAUUUAAUUGCUUAUAUAAUGGCUGUGGGAUCAUAAAUGUUUAACUGCAUGGAUGUGUCUCUGCAGAAUGAACUAGCAGCUGUGUGAUUUUUACACAAAAUAAAAAUGGCACAAUAUUUUAAUAAUUUC
Onychostoma macrolepis is the source of this 5003-nucleotide messenger RNA. RefSeq names its product RALBP1 associated Eps domain containing 1 (gene reps1). The record is from RefSeq and is a predicted model, not a curated record. The coding region runs from base 500 to 2872 and encodes 790 amino acids. Gene Ontology annotation, cellular component: plasma membrane; cytoplasm. Lineage: Eukaryota; Metazoa; Chordata; Actinopteri; Cypriniformes; Cyprinidae. Gene Ontology annotation, molecular function: protein binding; calcium ion binding. The transcript is spliced from 21 exons. Gene Ontology annotation, biological process: endosomal transport; endocytosis.